AAGAAGGCUCAUUGCCAAAAUCCGAAUUUAAUUCAUCACUUCAGGUUGUUUAUCUCAUAUCAUAGAUAUCAAAGUUAUAUUAUUGCCAUCAGGCCACAGGUCUAAGCUGGAAACUGAGGACCCUUGAACAUGUGGAUGAGUUCACCCAUCGCGUACACUUUUACGCCGUGCUGUCCGAUUUCAAAACUGAAGAUCUUGUACAUUUGUUGAUGCUUUCCAUUCCAUGGUCUACCACUGUCCAUGCAAACACACCAUGGUCCCGUGCCUCAGUCCCUUUGGCACUUUUUCGUGUUGACUCCAAGCUUUUUUUUGUUCGUCACCCACAAUCGGAUGGUCAAGUCGAGAAUCGGAACAAGAUGAUUGAGACAUGCAUCUGGCUUACGCCGGUCUGCGAGAGAGCCCAAAUUCCUAGCCAUGAGCGAGUUUGUUCUAAACGUUCAACUUUUUAUGUCUCUCACCAACAAAGCUCUACUGAGGUUGACUUUGGUUAUGUUUCCGUCCGCUCCCACAGUGUCUCUUUCCCUCCAGCUACCUCACGACUCAUUCGGCAAGCUGUUGAUAUUACCGAAAUACUCAAUAGAUUGCUUGACACUGAACUUGCUGCUCAUUAAGCCGCUUUCUCCAAUUUUCGGUAUUGCUAUGACCGACGUCACAAAAAUCAACUAUUUUCAGCCGGCGACGAAGUCUAUCUCCAUCUUUCGUCUUUCGUAGUUUGGCA
This is a messenger RNA of Metschnikowia bicuspidata var. bicuspidata NRRL YB-4993, 718 nucleotides long. RefSeq lists its product as uncharacterized. Bases 210 to 611 code for a protein of 133 amino acids. NCBI's taxonomy places the organism in Eukaryota, Fungi, Ascomycota, Pichiomycetes, Serinales, Metschnikowiaceae. The record is from RefSeq and is a predicted model, not a curated record. The transcript has a single exon.